Molecule: messenger RNA, 1392 nt
Organism: Trichophyton benhamiae CBS 112371
Lineage: Eukaryota; Fungi; Ascomycota; Eurotiomycetes; Onygenales; Arthrodermataceae
Exons: 1
Coding region: 1-1392 (463 amino acids)
Source: RefSeq, a predicted model, not a curated record
AUGCUAGUCCGCGGGCUCAAGCGACUCUUCAUCCCGGUGGCCCUGUUCCUGCUGCUCGCCUUCGUGGCCGCCACCUACUUUGGCAGCGCACGCUCCGGAUGGUCGCUCACAGACAGCUUCAAGGGCUCGCUGCCCUCCUUUGACGAUAAUAAUGACAAAAAUAAUGAUAAUAAGAAGAACAAGCCAUCGCCGGCCGCCUCGCCCAAGACCGCGUCCGACGUCGCGAAGACACACCACGAGGUCUUCUCGCUGUCGACGCCGGACCGCAGGUUCUUUCGCAUCAAGUUCGGCGAGCUGCCGGCUACGAACCCCAGCAUCAUCCCCCAUCCGCAGCUCAACGACACCUGGGUGAUCUCAGCACAGCAUAUGAACCGCCGGGACACGAUCAAGAACACCGUCUGGUUUGCUGAGCUCGUGUGUAACGCCAUGUUCAAGACGAGCGGCCGCCUGGAGUGCGUCAGCCCGCCGAUGAACAUGCCCAUUGCCGCUACCGUAGGAGACCGCAACAAGUGUACGGGCGACCUGGCCUUCUUUGCCCUCAAUAUCGGGCCCCAUGAUGCCCGCGUCUUCUACGGGCCACGCUUCCCGCUGGCCAUCUACGGCUCCAACUCCGUCUUCACCUGUUUCGGGCAGUGGGUGCAGGACUUCCGCAUGCUCAUGGACUGGGGGUACGAGCACUUCUUCCAGAACGAGUUCCGCGUGCCUACGGAGAUCCAACGGCCGACGGCGUACGGCGCCAUCGAGAAGAACUGGUUCGUCUUCUGGGACAGGGAUGGCCAGAUGUACGCCCACUACGACGUGGCUCCCCGACGAGUCUUCGCAAAACUAGAGUACACGGGUGCGGUAGGACCGGAUCUCGCGCCCGCCGUGGCCCCCCAGGACAACCGGUGUCUGCGGCGGUACAUGCCUCGUCUGCCGCCCAAGCUCGAGUCCAUCCACCAGGCCACAAACUCGCUGGCCAUCACCCUCUGCAACCGGACAGAUCCGAAGUGCAAGCCCAACGAAGAGAACACCUUUGUGCUGACCAUCUUCCAGCACAAGAGCUUCUACUCCUUCCACAGCGUGUAUGAGCCCUACGCCAUGCUCUUCCGCCAGAGUGCCCCCUUCGAGCUGUACGGGAUAUCAUCAAAGCCCAUCUGGAUCCAUGGCCGCGGCAAGGCUGGAGAGGGCAAGAAACCGCCGGGUCUGACGCCCGAAGAAGCCCGAGUCUGGAGCCAGACUGAGAUGUUCUACAUCACUUCCAUAAGCUGGAAAAAGCACGGCCAGAAAUACCAUGGCUACAGUGAUGACGUGUUGUUCAUUGCCUUUGGCAUAGAAGACGAAGACACCGGGGGUAUAGAUGUACGAGCCAGUGACCUACUAGAAGGUUUGGGACGGUGUUCAGUUGCAUGA